ACUCUGUAAACAGCUGUCAAAUAUCCAUAAUUGUUUACAUACUUGCUCCGUCAAUUUCAUCCAUUGAAUUAAAUUUUAUCAGAGUCCUUUGCAGACAAAAAAUAGUGAAAUGGAAAAUACAGAAGCUGUGGAACCUUCGGCUGGCUUAGCUGAUAAAAUUGCUACGAAAAACGCCAGUACUAAUUCCCUGGAUACUGCCGAUUCAAAAUCUAGUUCAAUUGGUUCGAAACACGGCGUUGACUUAGGUGCAGUACGUGACACGCCCUUUGUUUAUCUCGAUGGUGAGGAAGACCAGGACCAGAAAAAUGAUGUCACUUACGUAUGUCCAUUUCGAGGACCGGCCUUCGGCGCUUUAACUAUAACCAAUUAUCGACUUUACUUCCGUUCAUUACCAUUACGUGAUCACGAACCGCCCGUUGUUGUCGAUGUGCCAUUGGGAGUUAUUGCUCGCGUUGAAAAAAUCGGCGGUGCAACUUCUCGCGGGGAAAACUCUUAUGGCAUCGAAAUAUUCUGCAAAGAUAUGCGCAACCUGCGUUUUGCACACAAACAACAAAACCAUUCUCGACGAACUGUUUUUGAAAAGUUACAAUCAUAUGCCUUUCCGCUCUCUUUUAGUGGACGCCUUUUUGCAUUCGCCCAUGCAGCAGCAAGCGGACCGCCUCCCCCUGCCACCGAAAAUGGUUGGGCUGUGUAUGAACCAUUAGCUGAACUGCGCCGACUGGGAGUUCCAAAUGAUAUGUGGCGCAUAACUAAGUUAAAUGAAGCUUAUAGUGUUUGCGAUAGCUAUCCGGCAGUUUGGGCUGUCCCAAAAGCAGCCUCUGAUGAGUUUUUGCGACGUGUUGCACAAUUUCGAUCUCGUUGCCGUUUACCUGUACUUUCUUGGAUACAUCCACGCUCACAAGCGACUAUAACAAGAUGUUCACAACCACUAGUUGGAGUGGGGGGCAAGCGAAGCGCAGAUGACGAACUCUACCUUGGUUAUAUAAUGGAGGCAAAUGUGCAGUCAGAUAAAUUGGCGAUAAUAGAUGCACGUCCUAGUGCCAACGCUAUAGCCAACAAAGCUAAAGGAGGUGGGUACGAGUCCGAAGAAGCGUAUAAAAACGUGGAAAUACACUUUCUCGACAUUCACAACAUUCAUGUUAUGCGCGAAAGUUUGCGUAAAGUGAAAGAGGCAUGCUAUCCGACAAUCGAUGAUUCAAAAUGGCUUUCAGCAAUUGACGGCACAUUGUGGUUAAAGCAUAUUAAGUGUAUAUUGGCAGGCGCCGUACGAAUUAUAGAUAAAGUAGAGACAAUGAGCACCUCUGUAGUUGUGCAUUGCUCAGAUGGUUGGGACAGAACUGCACAACUGACUGCAUUAUCUAUGUUACUGCUAGAUCCAUACUACCGCACAUUACGUGGAUUUGAGGUCCUAAUUGAAAAGGAGUGGCUGUCUUUCGGACAUAAAUUCCAACAACGAAUUGGUCAUGGCGAUAAUCGACACUCUGAUGCGGAUCGUUCUCCGGUUUUCUUACAAUUCAUCGAUUGUGUAUGGCAAGUUAGCCAAGAGUUUCCUAACGCAUUCGAAUUUAAUGAACAUUUUUUAAUAACGAUAAUAGACCAUUUAUAUUCCUGUCGUUUCGGAACUUUCUUAUGCAACACGGAGGCUGAGCGGGUUGUAGAAGAUCUUAAACAUAAGACUGUUUCACUUUGGACAUACAUUAACAGCUCGUUGAACCAGUAUCUUAAUCCGUUGGCUUUCUCACAUGGAGCUCAAACAGUUUUGAGGCCCAUAGCGAGCAUGCGAUAUGUGAAAUUAUGGAAAGGCCUAUAUUGUCGGUGGAAUCCUAGCAUACGUCCACAGAAUCGUAUAUACCAUCGUACACGUGAAUUACUGGCACUACAGGACCAGCUAAUAAAGCAGGUUAGCGACUUACGCAUGAAGACGAAUUCACGCCAAUCGGCACAAACGUCGACUCGGCUAGCAUCGCCAAUGCAUUAAAGCUUUGAAAUCCUCUUUAUUUAACAGCAAAAGUAUUCGUGUUAUACAAUGUAUAUAAAGUGUAAUAUGUAUACCCAUAUCUUUUAUAUACAUACGCACGUUAUGAUAAUAUUAAAAUUUUAUAUGAAU
This is a messenger RNA of Rhagoletis pomonella (apple maggot), 2107 nucleotides long. It is a transcript of the gene mtm, whose product is annotated as myotubularin-related protein 2. Gene Ontology annotation, biological process: dephosphorylation. The transcript has 2 exons. NCBI's taxonomy places the organism in Eukaryota, Metazoa, Arthropoda, Insecta, Diptera, Tephritidae. Bases 110 to 1978 code for a protein of 622 amino acids. Gene Ontology annotation, molecular function: phosphatidylinositol-3,5-bisphosphate 3-phosphatase activity. The record is from RefSeq and is a predicted model, not a curated record.